AUGGAUGAGGUGAUGAAGGGAGCCAAUUUUGGAGAAAGCCAAAGAGAAGAUGCAUCAAGAGUUUUUCCAUGUCUAUUUUGUUCAAGAAAAUUUUACAGUUCUCAAGCUUUGGGAGGACACCAAAAUGCUCACAAGAAAGAAAGAACAGCUGCAAGGAAGGUCAAGAGGGCUUCGGAGUACUCGAGUGUUUCCUUCCCUUCCCCACUGCCAGCCCCUAUGCUUUUUGCUCCAACUCACUUAGAUAUUUUAAAUCCUUCAAUGUUCAUCACUGCCCAUGCAGCAGAACUCCCUUAUAUGCAAAGCCAUCAAAUUUCGGAACAAUUUGGAUCAAAUGGUGCACCAAGAUUUGGCAAUGCACUGCUCUAUGGGGUAAGUAACCGGUUACAUGAAGAUGGGAAGAGCACUAGCGUCAGCUGGGGGGACACAUCUCAACACAAGUCAUUGAUAAGUAACGAUCAACACCUUGGAAUUUGGAAUAAUGGGACAGAGAAAGAUCAAAAGCUUGAUUUGUCUCUCCAUUUGUAG
Sphenostylis stenocarpa is the source of this 525-nucleotide messenger RNA. The record is from the annotation of a GenBank genome assembly. NCBI's taxonomy places the organism in Eukaryota, Viridiplantae, Streptophyta, Magnoliopsida, Fabales, Fabaceae.